Messenger RNA from Vigna umbellata (rice bean), 420 nucleotides. NCBI's taxonomy places the organism in Eukaryota, Viridiplantae, Streptophyta, Magnoliopsida, Fabales, Fabaceae. The record is from RefSeq and is a predicted model, not a curated record.
AUGACGGUGCGUGAGCAAUGGAAAGUUUUGAAGGGUGAAAGCAAUGAUUCAUCUGAUUUGCUAUUUUGGGUGAAGGAAGUCAAGAAAUCGUCGACGAUCCCUUCUGAGAUUACUAAAUUAAACGUGUUCCUCGCAGGCAACAAAGAGGAAAAGAAAAGCGACUUUAGAGUGAUCAUUUAUGGAAGUAAACACUCGUGCACUGUUUAUGCCGGUGAAUCUCCUACCAUUAUAGCCAAAAUGGAGAAUAAUGGUGGCUUCAAUGUCUUGGUGUAUCCCAACGUGGACUACGCAUUCAUAGUGGCACUGCUUAUGAUUGUCAAGGACGUGUAUUAUUCUAAUGAGUCCAAAGGUAGUGGACAAAGUAACAGCGCUGCCAUAAAAAUGAUUUCAACAUCUUUAUCUCUUGAUUCACACGACUAA